AUGGAGCGGAACAGCCCAAGCUACAACAACAAUCGUUCCAAGAACCAAGUGAAGACAAAGACUAUAAAGAGUACAUGUUAUUUCAGUAGUAUAACGACGCCUGCGAGAAGUAAACAUCGAAAGUUGGAGGUUCAAGAAAACGCUAAUUGUCAAGAUAAGAGGACGAAGUCGUCGGACGUUUCUAGUCCUCAAUGUCCCAACAAUUUUACUCGAAGACUAGGUUCCCCAAAAUUGAAACCAACAAGUCCGUCCAAGGAAGGGAGCCCAAGAACUUCCCCAACUCUUGGAGUUUUCUAUGCUGGUGCCAAGUUCAGUGAACCGCCCCCGCCAGCUGCUCUUCCCAAGCCGCCCAUGCAUUGGGCGUCACGAAUUUACACAACAAACAGUGGGUCGUUUUCAAUGAUCCCAUCUGAUAGAGCAGAUAAGAGUAGGGAUAUUUCCAACCAGCUGAAAGUACUACUGAAUGUUUCUGCUUGA
This is a messenger RNA of Gryllus bimaculatus (two-spotted cricket), 477 nucleotides long. The record is from the annotation of a GenBank genome assembly. Lineage: Eukaryota; Metazoa; Arthropoda; Insecta; Orthoptera; Gryllidae.